Molecule: messenger RNA, 1325 nt
Organism: Pipra filicauda (Wire-tailed manakin)
Lineage: Eukaryota; Metazoa; Chordata; Aves; Passeriformes; Pipridae
Gene: ROPN1L
Product: rhophilin associated tail protein 1 like
Exons: 7
Coding region: 224-880 (218 amino acids)
Source: RefSeq, a predicted model, not a curated record
GCCGGGGCCGCCAUCGCCGCGGCGGUGCCCGGGGCGGGGUUGGGCUCCCGGCGCUCCCUCCCCACAGCUCGGGGCUGGAGGCAGUGGGCCCCGCGGCGCGGCCGGGCCCGCCUGCUUGCGGCUGCUUGUCAGCCUUGAACUCCUGGGGCUGGUUUUGGGAAAAUUCACAUGAUAGGGAGAGAAAGCCACAUGCCAGGUCCUUGUGACUGAACAGAAACCGACCAUGCCUCUUCCAGAAACCAUGUUUUGUGCUCAGCAGAUCAAAAUCCCCCCAGAGCUACCUGACAUUCUGAAGCAAUUUACUAAAGCUGCUAUUAGGACUCAACCUCAUGAUGUUUUGCAGUGGGCAGCUGCGUAUUUUUCAGCCUUGUCAAAGGGGGAGCCCCUUCCUGUGAAGGAGAGGAUUGAAAUUCCUUCAGCAACAGGGGAAAUAGAAGGUGGUUUGACUCCUGGACUUCUCAAAGUCUUGCACAAAAAGCUUUCUCCCAAAGGCACGGUAACUGUUACAGAGCUAAAGGAAAAAUGGAAGCACUUGUGUUUGCCAGAAGAGCAGCUGAAAUCUAUCCUGCAACUGGACAAUUUUGGCGAGGAGGUGGAAUGGAUGAAGAUUCUGGCACUUGGGUGCAGCGUGCUCGGUGGGUCCUUACUGAGUUCAAUGAAACAUGCCUGCGAAAUCUUAACAAGCGAGCCAGAAGGUGGAGCAGCUCCGAUUCCCUUUGAAACAUUCUCGUUCCUUUAUUUGUAUUUGGCCAGUAUUGACGGAGAGAUACCAGAGGAUGAAACUGAAGCAUUCCUCCACAAAAUUAAAGAAGAAGCGGACAAACAAUCUGGCAUGGUGCUGAUCAGACACUUUCUGCCACCGACCUUCAUAUUUUAUUAAUCAACCCUACUGUUCAGUAUGAGGUGAGAGAGAAAAAAAAAAGGAAUAAAUAAGUUCAAGAAAAUAAUUUGUGUUCAAAGUACCAUAAUUUGCACAUUUCAGUACAACACGAUCCUCUUCUCUCGCAUUUCCUUUUCUUUGUCCCAUUCUUGAAAUGGCCCCACAGGGGAUGUUAAUUGAAUACAUGGUUAUAACUGUUCUCCUGCCUCUCAAAUACUGAUGCUUACACCUAGGGACCAUCCCUUCACUUACCUGAUUAUAUUGAGCAAAAGUUAUUUUGUUAUGGCUCUUCCUACCAAUAGUUUGUAAGCGAUUGUAAGAAAAGAAGUAAAAUACAAGAAUUAAAUUUAGACAAGACUGGACAGUUAUAAUUGAAGUGUUUCUCAUUAUGCUUCUGGUAGCACUGACUUUGACUCUUACAUAAAUACAGCUGUUUUUUUGACUA